AUAGUAUCUCUGUUACUAAUUUUUUUUUCGCCUCUUCCCCCUCCCGCCAAGUUAUCCUACGAUUCUACUCUUCCUCUCGACUUCUCGAAGAUUUCCGCGUAUCGAGUCGAGUUCAACACCAGUGCGUGCCGUCCGUAACGUUCUCUAUUUGCAAACAAUUGUGCUUUUCAACGGCUGAUCGUUCGCUCUGCGUUUCUUCCUGGACCGUGUAAAACGUUUCCAAGAGAUAAGUCUCAUCCGUUUUAUCCGCCUAUUAUACGCCUGUCUCUCGGUUGCUCUGUCGUUUCGGUGGCCGCGCGUGAAAAUAUCAGAGCGCAACGGAGUUCCAGCAUCGAUGUAUCCACACUAAAGACUCCCGGGGGGGCGAGGUUUUGAGACAAUAGUUUCUGAGUGAGGAUACAUGGACUCAUUGAAAUGUCGUGCCUCUUCGAACGACGGACCCGCGAUUAGCUCAGGGAGGCAACAUCCGUGAGCAACGACAUCACAAUGCGCAUGUUGCUGCUGCUGAGGUUGGUUUUCGUCGCAGCAAUCCUGCUGCUGGCAACUACCAAGGCAAACAUGCAAUUGCACCUACGCUCCGACAAUUCCAAGCACUUUGCUAUCAGCGGACGCGAGCAGGCGAUCGCCGGUAUCGAGGCUAGCCUCUUGACUCUCCUCGGUUUCACCAAGAGGCCGAAACCUCAGGGCCAGGCUCACGUGCCGGACUCGUUGAAACAGCUUUACCACAGACAAAAUACGAUUGGUAUGGCUGAUAUCGCUAAACCGGGAAUCCACGCCAGAUCCGCUAACACAGUGCGCUCCUUUUCUCACGUCGACAGUGAGCUGGACCAUAAAUUCCAAUCGCCCAAUCGGUUUCGCCUGUCUUUCGAUCUAAGUAGCAUACCCGCGGGAGAGAAAUUGCAAGCCGCGGAGUUGAGUCUUUCGCGCUUGCCUGUUUUAACUGAGAACGACUCGAGCCCGAAGUUGGGCAGAGUACUUGUAUAUGAUAUUUUGCGUCCCGGUACGAAGGGACAGAGCAUGCCGAUAUUUCGUUUAAUCGACAGUAAGCCAAUAGAUAUUAGAAAAAAUAGUACGAUUAGCCUAGACGUUCAUCCCGCCGUGGAAAGGUGGAUAGAGGAUCCCAGGAACAAUCACGGGUUGUUAGUGCACGUACGUGGAACGAAAAAGGAACAUGUACGUUUAAAAAGAAGCAUAGAUGAAAGGAACGACACGUGGGUUGUUAAUCGGCCGAUGUUAUUCACUUAUACGGACGACGGCAGGUAUAAGAUGUCCUCUGCAAGCCAAAUAAUGGAUCGCCGCGCGAGGAGAGCAGCGCUCCGAAAGAAUCGGCGAAAAGACGGUCGCGAGAAUUGCAGACGGCAUCCGCUUUACGUAGACUUCGCUGAUGUCGGUUGGAACGACUGGAUCGUCGCUCCUCCCGGUUACGACGCGUUUUAUUGUCACGGCGAUUGCCCUUUCCCUUUAGCGGAUCACUUGAACUCGACGAAUCACGCGAUCGUCCAAAAUUUGGUUUACUCGACGAAACCGAGCAUGGUGCCGAAGGCCUGUUGCGUGCCCACUGCGCUCAGCUCGAUAUCCAUGCUUUAUCUCGACGAAGAGAACAAAGUGGUCUUAAAAAAUUAUCAAGAUAUGGCCGUCCUCGGGUGUGGAUGUCGUUGACGACUCGCUAAGCUUUGUCUAGUAAACUAUUUCAAUAAUGGAGGAAAUAAGAAUAAGUCGUUCGAGAGAAGGAGGAAACUGAAAUGGUUAGUGAAUGAUUCCGUUUUUCGAUAGUAUACUCGGUUUCUUAAACAUUUAUACAAUUAAGGCACUAGAAGAGUUUCAAAUUUCUCUAAGAAAAUUUUUAUCGAUCGUCCGAAACUCUUGAUAAGUCUGACUGCUCUUGUUUCGUAGCUCUCUAUUCGUACAAGUAGAGUAUCGUCGGUGAAUUAUCCCAAUGAAUUUGAAGUUAAUCAGUUAGUAUUGAGCGUAAUAAGUAUUAAAUACAAUUAUUGUUCACAAGGAAAAGGACGUAUUAGGCAAUUAAGAUUUCGUAUUCGUGCCUUACUUUAUAAUUGAAAGCGAAGAAAACAUGUCCGAUAAAGGUUUUACAUCGAGGUAAAUGCGCGCGCCAAAAUUUUAAGUACCUCCUCCGUGUCAAGAAAAUCUCUGAAACAAUCUGCGCUUUUAUUGAAUUAUUAAUAAACGUUUUAAUCGUUUGCUGAUUGUUCGAUUUGAACAAGGAUGCAAUCGAUUUUUUUGACGGCAAGAGAUCGUAUCACAUUCCUAAUCGAAACAUUUCUAUGAUUCUUCUGUCAUUUCGUAUUUUUUUAAUUAUUAUUCAGUGUAUAUAAAAUAUAAUAAAAUCAGCUUUUAAUAUUUGGACACACGUAGUUGAAGAAUUUCCAACAUUUUAAUAUCUAAGUUAAGCAGCGGCUUGAGAAUAAAUAAUGAUAAUUGACUGCCGUCAAGAAUGGACCGUACCUGUGCCUGAGGAACAAUUAUUUAUAAUUUUAGCAGAGAAAUUUAAGUAUGUAUAUUUGUACAAAAAGGGAAGUGGCAAAAUGGUGUUAAGAAUAGUUGUGGCGCGCGUCAGCCUGUAAAAUGUGUAUAAAAUAGGUAGGAAUAAGAAAGGACUAAUGUAAAUAUCGCGUCUGUAUAGUGAAUUAGUAUACAUAGUAUUCUAUUCAAUGUUUUUAUUAAUAUUUCUACGUUCUUCGAUUGUACACAGAUAUUGCGUGUGUAAAUAGUAAAUAAAUUUUAAUAAAAAAAAGUA
Messenger RNA from Ceratina calcarata, 2755 nucleotides. Its product is annotated as protein decapentaplegic. The transcript is spliced from 4 exons. NCBI's taxonomy places the organism in Eukaryota, Metazoa, Arthropoda, Insecta, Hymenoptera, Apidae. Gene Ontology annotation, molecular function: cytokine activity; growth factor activity. Gene Ontology annotation, cellular component: extracellular region. The coding region runs from base 487 to 1659 and encodes 390 amino acids. The record is from RefSeq and is a predicted model, not a curated record.